Sparassis crispa is the source of this 1872-nucleotide messenger RNA. RefSeq lists its product as hypothetical. NCBI's taxonomy places the organism in Eukaryota, Fungi, Basidiomycota, Agaricomycetes, Polyporales, Sparassidaceae. The record is from RefSeq and is a predicted model, not a curated record. The transcript is spliced from 15 exons. Bases 1 to 1872 code for a protein of 623 amino acids.
AUGUCCAUACUGGCACGAUGCAAGAUAAGGCUAGUCUUACGGCCCACUUGCAGGAUGAUCGUCUGGAAUCCUACAGCUCCGAACACUGAUUUGAAGCCCGAAGUUCUCAAGCGAAGGCAAUCCCAGCAGCUGCUGGGGUGGGCUGACCCUCUUUCUGUCACUGCAUACCUCGCGCCACUCACGGUGUCCCCAAAAUAUCUCUGCGGACUUCCAUCUUCGGUCUGUCGAGGAAGGAGCAUACACCUCACACUCGCGAUGCAGCUCUUGACCGCUCUCUGCGCCGCCCUUGCAGCGGCAAUGGUCGUGGUGAGCCAGCCUCUGCCCGACCCUCUGGUGCGCAACACGACGACUGGGCUUGUUCGUGGUUAUCUUGAUGUCAACACCACCGGCGUGCCCCUCUACAAAUGGUACGGCGUUCGCUUCGCGGAGACCACGGCGGGCGCGAACCGGUGGAGGCCGCCGCAGCCCUACUACGCGGAGGGCAUCACCAACACGACCGCGUUCGGGGCGGCCUGCAUGCAGGGUAUCCCCAACGCAGGCAACGGCACGCAGAACCAGAGCGAAGAUUGUCUCUUCAUCAACGUCAUAGCCCCUAUGGGAGCCACGAACCUCCCGGUCUACUUGUACUCAUUUGGCGGUGGCUUCGACAGCAAUGCUGCCUCCGAUCCCAAGAUCGACGGGUCUUGGCUUGCUUCGCGGGACAUUGUGUACGUCAGCUACAACUACCGUCUGUCUAUCUGGGCGUGGCCGGCCGCCGUCGAGAUAGCACAGGCUGGUGAGACGCAGAACUUUGGCUUGUUGGACACGCGUACUGCGGUCGAAUGGGUUAGAGACAACAUUGUCAACUUCGGUGGCGAUCCUACAAAGAUCACUCUUGGGGGCGAAUCCGUCGGUGCAGAGAUGACGAACAUGUACAUGUCGGCAUGGCCUGAGGAUCCCAUUAUCCGUGGUGCAGUCAUGCAGAGUGCUGACACAUCGCAGCCUAUGUGGGAGCUCGGCAACCAGUUGAUCCCAAUCUCUCAGAACUUGUCCUGCACUACUGGCCCGGGGCAGCUCGACUGUCUGCGGACCAAGGACGCGUUUGCAAUUCAGGCCAUCCUCUGGUCGUCCGGCGCACAAUUCCAGCCCGUCAUCGAUAACAUCACGGUCUUCCAGGAUUAUGUCAGAUUGAUUAUCACAGGACAGACUGCCAGAAUUCCGUUGCUCAUCGGGAAUAACAAGGACGAAGGAUCAACGAUUGUCAACGGCGAACCUACCGCAUAUACAAAUGAAACUGCAUACAUACUGAGCAAUAACUUCAACUUCCCCAUGGCGAACAUUAACGCUGUCUUGAAUAUGUAUCCCUCGCCAUCGGCGCUGUACCCAACCACCAUCAACGCCACUAGUGCCAUGUGGCGUGAUGCACAUAUGAUUAGUCUCUCAAGUAACCUCGCCUUGUGGCGAACACAGUUGCUACAGCUGCCAGUCUGGCGGUACGAGUUCGCUCUGGUUGCAGACAACUUAAAUGCACUUGGUGCAUCUAUCGGGACAUUCCAUGGCGAGGAUAUCCAAUUUGUGAUGGGAACCUUGUAUACCAUCGCGGAUCAAGCGCCCUAUAUACCUGCGACUCCCUUCCAGUAUAACGUGUCCGAUUACAUGGUUACUGCAUGGACUAACUUCGUCAAAGACCCGACUUUGGGCCCGCGAAUCGAAGGCUGGGAGCAAUACAACCCUGCAGAUCCAACCACUCUGGCGGUGCUCGGGAUAUCUGAGACCGGCGCGAUCCCUGGAAAUGCGAGUGCGAUUGACUCGACCAUCCAGUACUGGAACCAAAUCUUGCCGCUUUUCCCAAGAACUUAUCCCGCUUGUGGAACCUGGACUUGUUCUGAUUAG